Messenger RNA from Hermetia illucens (black soldier fly), 892 nucleotides. It is a transcript of the gene purple, whose product is annotated as 6-pyruvoyl tetrahydrobiopterin synthase. The transcript has 4 exons. The record is from RefSeq and is a predicted model, not a curated record. Gene Ontology annotation, molecular function: 6-pyruvoyltetrahydropterin synthase activity. Gene Ontology annotation, biological process: tetrahydrobiopterin biosynthetic process. Gene Ontology annotation, cellular component: mitochondrion. Bases 260 to 757 code for a protein of 165 amino acids. Lineage: Eukaryota; Metazoa; Arthropoda; Insecta; Diptera; Stratiomyidae.
CAUCUUUCGGCUUAUCGUCUCCGGAGCGCCAACUUUUCUGUUUUUGUUGUUGCUCCCAAGUUACUGUCAUCUCUGAAUUAAUUAUUAUCAACAAGUGGUAGAGUCGAAGAGUCGUAAACUCAGUCUACCUUGGUGUGCGGUCGUCAUUUCUGAAUUUUCCCGCUGAAACGAGUUAUCAAUCUAACUUAGAACCUAACUGUGGUGCGAAUACAUUGUUAGUAACAGAUUUCCGCUUGGAAGCAACCUUGUGAACCAUACAAUGUCGAAUCCUGUUGUUUACUUGACCCGGAAGGCUACCUUUAGUGCGGCACACCGACUUCAUAGCAAACAUCUUAGUGAGGAGGAGAAUCGAGAAGUGUUUGAUAAGUGCAAUUGGGAUAAUGGUCAUGGCCACAACUAUGUCGUGAGAGUCACAGUUCGUGGACCGGUCUGCCCGAAAACUGGAAUGGUAAUGAAUAUUACGGAGCUGAAAAAUCAUAUGGAUGAGGUUAUUCUUAAGAAUUUGGACCAUAAGAAUCUUGAUAAGGAUGUUAACUACUUUUCUGAUAAGCCAAGUACAACAGAAAAUCUUUCAAUUUACAUAUGGGAUCACGUACGUGCACUUAUGAAAAAGCCUGAAUUACUUUAUGAAGUGAAAAUAGAUGAAACAGACAAAAACUCAGUGACAUACCGAGGACCGUAUCCAUCACAAACCAAGUACACUAACAAACGCUGUCAAGGGGGUAGUUGCAACAAUAUAUCAUCCGAUUCCGAUUAGUUCCUUCCAAUUCGCUACAAGCGUAGUAUUACCAAGUAAAUUCCAGGAGAAACAGGAAAACAUGUCGUCAGAUAAUUAAUUAAAAAAAACAAUGAAUUUAUUUAAAAUAAAUAAACUUUAUUAUUUUCAGAAUAA